Messenger RNA from Cucurbita pepo subsp. pepo (vegetable marrow), 1716 nucleotides. It is a transcript of the gene TCP4, whose product is annotated as TCP family transcription factor 4. Gene Ontology annotation, cellular component: nucleus. Lineage: Eukaryota; Viridiplantae; Streptophyta; Magnoliopsida; Cucurbitales; Cucurbitaceae. The record is from RefSeq and is a predicted model, not a curated record. Gene Ontology annotation, molecular function: DNA-binding transcription factor activity; sequence-specific DNA binding.
UCGCAGACCAGAGCAUCGAAUAUGCGAGAAAAAUGGAAGAGAGCCACCGCCAAACAUCGACGUCGUCAAGGUUGGGGAUGAGAACUGGCCGCGGCGGCGGCGGCGGCGGUGGGGAGAUUGUGGAGGUUCAAGGUGGACACAUUGUUCGUUCCACUGGAAGGAAAGAUCGUCACAGCAAAGUUUGUACAGCUAAAGGUCCAAGAGACCGCCGUGUUCGCCUCUCUGCUCAUACCGCCAUCCAGUUCUACGACGUCCAAGACCGCCUCGGAUAUGACCGACCCAGUAAAGCUGUAGACUGGCUAAUGAAAAAGGCCAAGGCCGCCAUUGAUGAGCUCGCCGAGCUCCCUGCUUGGCAUCCGAGCACAGCAAACGCAUCCACACAGCGGCAGGAGCAGCAGAGUCUGAACGAUGUGAAUGAUAACUUACUUUCUGUCCAACGCGAUGUUCUCAAUUCAACCGGUAACCGGAGAGCGACGGUGGUGGGAAGCGACAGCAGAGUUUCGGAGUUUCCUCGGCAAAACUUGCAGCAUACCCGAAUGGGGGAAGGCCCAAAUAGCAGCACCUCGAGCUUUCUCCCACCGUCGCUGGACUCGGACUCCAUUGCCGAUACCAUCAAGUCGUUCUUCCCUAUAGGCACGGCGGCGGAGACGACUUCAUCGUCAAUUCAAUUCCAGAAUUAUCCACAAGAUUUGCUUUCCAGGACGAGUAGCCAGAACCAAGAUCUGAGGCUUUCUUUGCAGUCUUUUCAAGACCCAAUAGCUAUUCACCGGCAUCAUGCUCAGCACCAGAGUCAAGGACAUCAGAAUGAACACGUCCUAUUUUCCGGUACCUCCCCCUUGAGUGGGUUUGAUGUGACCACUGCUGGUUGGUCUGAGCACAACCUCAACCCGGGGGAGAUUAGCCGGUUCCCGAGGAUAACUUGGAACGCAUCUGGUGCAGAAACUGGUAGCGGCGGCGGCACUAGUCAUGGCGGAGCUGGGAUUAGGAGUACAGGAUAUGUCUUCAACUCGCCGCAGUUACCAACUGCGCUGUUACCUUCGCAACUUAUGCAGCCAUUAAUUGGAGAAAACCAGUUUUUUUCUCAGAGGGGACCCCUUCAGUCCAGUCACACACCUUCAAUUCGCGCUUGGAUUGACCCAUCACUUACAGCCACUGAUCAUCAACAACAUCAAAUACCACCAUCAAUCCACCAAUCUUCCUACACAGGUUUAGGAUUCGCCACCGGCGGGUUCUCCGGGUUUCACAUUCCAACGCGAAUUCAGGGUGAGGAGGAGCACGAUGGCAUUUCAGACAAGCCAUCCUCUGCUUCCUCUGAUUCUCGCCAUUGAUUUGAUCAAAAUCCCAAGAUUUUCCCUUUCACAGACGUUAUGUUGUUGCAGGUGUGCAUCAAUUACAAAGAUAAGGUUAGCAGCACCAGCGUUAAGACACCGCAUGGUACUCAAGAGGGCAGAAUUUUGGGUCGUUUUGUUUCAAGGCCUUUACCAUGGAAGUAGUGAUUCUGAGUACUUUUUCAGGUCUUAUAGUCCAUGGCUUAUUUAGCUUCUGCCAGUUGUUUGUGUUAUAUUUCAUGCUGCCAAAUAACAAUAAUAAUGAAAGAACUCUUAGGUCUAAUCUUUGACGAAUCCUUCGAUGGAACUGUCCAUCUUAUUUGUUUCUGUACCAAAACUUUCAUUGUUCUGAUUACUUCUUUUUAAUCAAUAUUUCAAUUUUAGUUUC